Molecule: messenger RNA, 1272 nt
Organism: Lactuca sativa (garden lettuce)
Lineage: Eukaryota; Viridiplantae; Streptophyta; Magnoliopsida; Asterales; Asteraceae
Product: phenylacetaldehyde reductase
Molecular function (GO): oxidoreductase activity, acting on the CH-OH group of donors, NAD or NADP as acceptor
Source: RefSeq, a predicted model, not a curated record
CAAAGCACAAGUGGGGCUAAUGGUCAAUGGUGGUGGCACUCCCAUUGGCCAUUAAUUCCCGAUCCAAUUGAUUCUCCCAUAUACAAAAUUAACAAGCGUCACUCUUUCAGUCUCCAUCAGCUCAGUUUCCCCCGGUUUCAGAGAGAUGAUAGGAGAAGGGAAGGUAGUCUGUGUUACCGGAGCUUCGGGAUUCAUAGCUUCAUGGCUAGUCAAGUUCUUGCUUCAACGUGGCUACACUGUUCAUGCUACUAUCCGCUCCCUCGAUGAUCCUAAAAAGACACAACACCUACUUGCUUUAGAUGGAGCUAAGGAAAGGCUUUCUUUGUUUGAAGCUAGCUUGCUUGAAGAAGGAUCUUUCGAAUCUGCUGUUAAUGGUUGUCAAUGUGUCUUCCAUACAGCCUCUCCUGUUAUAUUUUCAGUUUCUGACCCAAAGGCACAAUUACUAGAUCCUGCAGUGAAGGGGACACUUAAUGUUCUUAAAUCAGCUGCAAAAAUUCCAUCUCUCAAAAGAGUGAUCUUGACAUCUUCCAUAGCUGCAGUUAUAUGUGGCGUAAAACCUCCUGAGUUUGGUGCUGUGGUGGAUGAAACCUGGUUUUCAGAUCCGGAAACUUGUGAACAAAAAGAGUUAUGGUAUCCCCUUUCCAAGACCCUAGCUGAGGAUGCUGCAGUAAAAUUUUCUAACAAUAACGGUCUUGAGUUGGUGGUUAUAAAUCCCGGGUUUGUCAUUGGCCCUGUCUUACAACCAACUAUCAACAUCACUUCUAAGGGAUUUAUUGGUUUAAUUGAAACUGGAAAGGAAGUAUUUCCAGAUGGAAUCUAUAGACUUGUCGAUGUAAGAGAUGUUGCUAUUGCUCAUAUUUUAGCAUUUGAGAACCCCAAAGCAAAUGGAAGAUACAUUAUGGUUGCAGAUGUAAAUCACUCUUCAGAGAUCAUGAAGAUCAUAAACCAAAACUAUCCUGCCUUUGACUAUUCAGAAAGGUAUAAAGACAACAAGUACGAAGGGACACCACCUUUCUUUGUAUCAAGAACAAGGGCGGAAAGUUUAGGAGUUAAGUUUACUACGGUUGAGGUAAGCAUCAAGGACACUGUUGAAAGCCUAAAAGAGAGGAAGCUCCUAAGCUUCUAAAACACCAGAUGAUGUUCAUGGAUUAUUUUAUGUACGUGUAAACUGUAUUAUUGAGAUUGUUGCAACAAUCACAUGAAAAAUUUAUUGAAUCACUUAUACUGUUUUUAUCUCUAUUAUAAAUGAAAUACAAGGAUCCUGUUGCACAA